Messenger RNA from Protomyces lactucae-debilis, 531 nucleotides. RefSeq lists its product as uncharacterized. The record is from RefSeq and is a predicted model, not a curated record. Bases 1 to 531 code for a protein of 176 amino acids. Lineage: Eukaryota; Fungi; Ascomycota; Taphrinomycetes; Taphrinales; Protomycetaceae. The transcript has a single exon.
AUGGCUAUCGGCUUCCAGCGAUACUCCAUCUUUGUGUUGAUCACAGCAUUGAUCACCACACUCUACCUCAAUUAUCAGCGCAACUCGAUACGCAAAGUCAAGGUCAUCAUCAAGAACUGCAAGGUGGGUGCGAGCACCUUUGACCACAGCGGACAGCCGAUGCACCACCCAUGCUACUUCCCACUAAGCAUGGACUCGCCCGGUGGCCUGCCAACGCUCGGCAAAGAGGUGUGCCCUGAUACUGACUCAGAGGAAGCAGUCAAGGCUUUGGAGAGCCUACACUGCGUCUACGCCGUCAAGCACGUGGCAACUGGCGUGCGUUCACAUCUUGGCUGCUAUCACAAGGACGACAAGUCGUUGAAAUUCCCACCAUGCCUGAAGGAAACAUGCCGUAUCGAGGAGUGGACCGGCCAAAAGAUUCACCCUACAUUCAAGCAGUAUCACGCCGUGUGCGGUUAUCCUGUCGACCCCGAGUUGAUUCAUCCAAUUGAACCUGUGAGGGCAAAGGUCUUGAAAGAGGUCAAGAAUUGA